GAGAGAGAGAGAGAGAGAGAGAGAGAGAGAGAGAGAGAACAACCCAAACACAGACGGUUAGCAGACAACUAUCAAACUACGGCGGCCUGACAGCCAUUUAAAUUAACUAAUUCUUCAGCGGUAAAACAAAACAAUGUGACCAAGUGAGAAGGACACCUUGCUGAGGACUGUCAGAAACAAAUGACAACCAACUUUGGUUGUUGUGAGAGGCGCACCAUGGCAUCUCAGCCGAGUCUACACAAUGAGAAAAGGAACCGUCUUCGCCUCCAAGCAUGGGAACAGAGGAACCAAGAAACAAGCCAAACCAAAGAACUCAGCGCUGAGAAUGUGCCACUCUUUAGGGAACCAUACAAGACAAACAAAGGGGAUGAGCUUUCCAAUCGAAUCCAGAGGAUGCUGGGCAGUUAUGAAGAUGUGAAUCAUCCGUAUCCCUUUGCCAUUGAGCCUUUACCCAUUCCUACUUGUGUAACCUUCUCACAGUCAGAUCAGGGUCAGCCAAACACCGAUAAACCAACCAAACCUCCAUUCCAUAACCAGGUCCAUUACAUGUCCACCCAAAGUCAGAAAUCCCCCUCUAGUAACGGUUACUCCUCUCAGCCCAUGGGGACGUUCACUACCUCUUCUCCUAACCACCAUGGUCAUUCAUCAAUUUUCUCAAAUGCAUCUUUGAACCACAGUCAGCUCAGCUUCUCAGGACAUCAACAAAAGAGUGAAGCCCACGCAGAUCUCAGGGAGCGUGUCAGCCUUCCCCAGGAAAUGUCUUCUCAGUCUCCUGAUACUAAGCCGCCACCCUUCCCACAUUCCAGUGACCAUGAUACCAAUGACGUGGACACUAAGGACACCUUUGAUAGACAUCAACUUCAAGGUCCCACAGAUCACUCCUCUGAGUCUGCCAGCACCAUGGAUGUUUCCACAUUUAACCUAAAACAGUCCCCCAAAGAUACAUCUCUGCCUCAAGCCAACAAGGGUAACGCACAACCUUCCCAGACCUUCCCUUCACUCUUGUCGUCAAAGCAGCCCAGCGUAGUCAUGACCCAGAAGCCAACAGCGUAUGUGCGGCCCAUGGAUGGUCAGGACCAAGUGGUCAGCGAGUCACCUGAGCUGAAGCCUUCACCAGAGCCAUAUGUAUCUCUACCAGAGUUGACCAACAAAUCUGAUGUGGGAAAAACGAAGAUACCGCCACAAUUUUUGGAGACAAGGCCAAAUGAAGUUCUUUGUGUUGAGGACAUCUUGAGGGAAAUGACCCACUCGUGGCCCCCUCUCCUGACAGCUAUACACACACCUAACACAGGUGUAACCACCAAGUCUCCAUUCCAAGCCAAGGAAUCGGAGCAUGUCUCCUCAUGUCCAGAACAAAAAAACUAUCCUAAAGAAUCCUCUCCUGUAGAUCCAUCCCAGCUCAUCCAGCAGAGCUCCUCAUUUUCAUUUGAAGCAGCCCAUUUCAGAGAGGUAGAGUCCGCUUGCUCCAGCGACUCGGAGAGUGGCUCAAGAUCAGAGUUGGACAGUGAAAGCACCAUCGAGGAGCCACCUCAACUCCCUGUGAGCAACACCGUUAAAACCGAGCCGGAUGCUCCAGCAGUGGCCCAUGGUGAUUGGCAGUUGGGGAACUGGAUCAGGUCCAGCCAGCAGAACUCUGGCACUGAAAGUCGAAGCGGUGUACAUGUCUCUGAGAGCCCAGCGCACAAACAGCCACCGCCCACUCAAAGCUCCAAGCCCUCGCUCAGUGUAGAGGUGGUCGACCCCACUAGGGAGUCUAAACCUCAGCCUUCUUCUGAGCAAAAAGAGUUUACUGAUAAGCUUGCAAAACUCCAGCAGCACAGUGAAAGCCCCCAGGACAACUAUAACCAUCAAAGUAGCCAAAAAAAAAACUCUGCUGACUUGAACAGCUGUAGCAGUUCCAGGAAACUUUCAUGCAACACGCACUCCUCAAAACCAGCAAAGGCAAGUUGCCCAGAUUGCACUGAAGCAGCUAUUGGCGUGAAGUGUGAGGAAGUUGUCGCCACACGAGACAAAGACCCCCGUUUCACAGAUAGACCCAAGGUUAAGACGAAAACAGGACAUGGCAAGAAAAGCAAGGACAACAGUGACACUAAAAGAAACAGUAAGAGGACUUCUAAACACGAGUCACUUGACAAAGGGAAGGCUGGAUCAGAGCCUGUUGUCACGGUGGUGCUGGGUGGUCAUUGUCCAUCAUGUGGUGUACAAUAUCCUAACCCCUGCUCCUGCCCCACCCAAAAUCCUGCUCAGCCUGACCAGCUGCCUCAGGCCCCACCACUCAGAAUCAGUUGCUCCAAACCAAAGUCGGAGACCAUCUGCCAGAAGGGCACCAAGAUCUCUCACAAAACAACCCACGAACACUUAAAGAAGACAGGGCAGGCAGCCAAGAGUUCUCGGGACCCCCACAGGCCUCCUAGAUCCCUGCUGGUGAAGAUUGAUCUAAGUCUGCUCUCAAGAGUCCCCUGGACCUCCGGCAACCACCAGGAGAUACCCAGCAAUGCAAAGAGAUCAGCACUGGUCAUAGAGCAAGAUGGAGGGGGCAGUGAUGCUUCUACAGGACACAAACUCACCAAAACCAGCAAAAAGAGUGUAUCGCAAAAUGCUGAGGUAGACCAUACACAUCUUCCCAGGAAGAAACAGAAGCUGGACAGCAAGAAUGCCUCAUCAACUCAUGCUUCUGUCAAACUGGAAUGUUCCAGCAAUUCAAAAGAGGACAGAGAGCGAAAGAAGGCAAAGAAAAUUCCUGUUCCUUUGCAGCAGCCUCUGACUCCCAAAAAUGCUGCUAAAGGUCCAAAGGUGCACAGACGCAGUACUGGAGAGGCCCAGGAGUCUAGUAAGGAGGCUGUGAAGAACAUAGACACCCAUAAGCACAAGAAGAGCGGUGGAAAGCACACAGAACACCCACACUUUGAAAAGUUUUUCCAUGGUUUUAUUAGGAAAUGCAUGCAUUUUGUAUGUGAUGACAACUUUUAUUGUUCUGAAUGUUUAGUUGUAUAUUGUUGUAAGUCAUCUAAUAAAGCUUCUUUUACCUGUAGGCAUUAUCCUGUAAAGCAUUACAUAAAGGAGGCCAAAAAACUGAAGCACAAAGCAGAUGCAGAAUCAGAUAAGCACAGUAAAGCUUUCAACUACCUGGAUGCAGCCAUGUACUUUGUUGAAAGUGGCAUUGCGAUGGAAAAAGAUCCACACAUUUCAAUGUCUUCCUACACUAUGUUUGCAGAGACAGUGGAACUGCUCAAGUUUGUACUGAAACUUAAAAACUCAGUGGACCCCUGUGCUUCACCUUCAGAAAAGGACUUUUUAGCAUUAUGUUUGAAGUGCCAGUCUCUCCUGCAGAUGACCAUGUUUCACCACAAACGCAAAACUGCACUCAAGUAUUCAAAGACCCUCACUGAUCACUUCAGUAACUCAACAAUUCUUGAUCCUCCUGUUUUAACACCAAAAAUCACAGACACCCCGUCCUACAAGCCCAACAUGCCGUCUCCAGCCAACACAUCCACCAGUUCCGGUCCGGGCUCCCACCACAGUGGCAGCGGGUUGGUUGUGGAUACUAUCGGCAGCACUGUGGCAGUCCCCCAUGCCAUUGGACAGGUGGCAUUCAGCUAUGUCAACAUCACUAUGUUAUUCUUGAGCGCGCAUGACAUCUGGGAGCAGGCGGAGGAGCUGGCACAAAAAGGCAACGGUAUGCUGGCAGAGCUGGACACAGUUAUGGGCCCAUUGAGCCUAACAUCAAAUAUGAGCUCUAUGGUCCGUUACACGAGACAAGGCGUCCACUGGCUGAGGCUGGACAGCCAGAAGGUAAAGUGUGUCUUUUCCAACAUGUGGCUUUAUUUCCAUCAUCCUCGAUUGUUGGUGCUUCAUUUAUGAAUUACUCUGCAACAAGUUUACACUUCUUGUCCAAAUAAUUAUUUACUGGAAAAAAAUGUUAGAAAGGUUUUUGAAGGAUGCUUUUUUUCCUUUUGUGAAAUAUGUAAAGAAUUUGUGUUGCAGUGUACAGAGAUGAAUAAACACUGGAAAUGUA
Molecule: messenger RNA, 4015 nt
Organism: Perca fluviatilis (European perch)
Lineage: Eukaryota; Metazoa; Chordata; Actinopteri; Perciformes; Percidae
Gene: aff1
Product: AF4/FMR2 family, member 1
Exons: 20
Coding region: 181-3861 (1226 amino acids)
Biological process (GO): regulation of gene expression
Cellular component (GO): nucleus; super elongation complex
Source: RefSeq, a predicted model, not a curated record